Beta vulgaris subsp. vulgaris (sugar beet) is the source of this 1467-nucleotide messenger RNA. Its product is annotated as GDSL esterase/lipase At1g71691. The transcript is spliced from 5 exons. Gene Ontology annotation, molecular function: hydrolase activity, acting on ester bonds. Lineage: Eukaryota; Viridiplantae; Streptophyta; Magnoliopsida; Caryophyllales; Amaranthaceae. Bases 69 to 1202 code for a protein of 377 amino acids. The record is from RefSeq and is a predicted model, not a curated record.
UACUCUUUGGAUUUCCUUACCUCUCUACUCAAACUUAAUUAUCUUACAAAGAAAUAUAGCGUGGAAAAAUGAGGAGUUUGCUAGUGUUGUUGUUGGUGGUGGUAGCUAUGAGCGGAUGCAUAGCGCAAGACUACGGCGACAUUACGACCGCGUCGCCGCCAGCAAAUGGCGAAGAGACGAGGAAUAAGGCUUUGGUUCCAGCGAUGUUUAUAUUUGGAGACUCGUUGAUUGAUAAUGGAAACAACAACAAUUUGCCUUCUUUUGCAAAGGCUAAUUAUUUUCCUUAUGGCAUUGACUUUAAUGCUGGUCCUACUGGUCGCUUCUCUAAUGCCUACACCAUUGUUGAUGCAAUUGCGGAUUCAUUAGGUCUCCCAUUAAUCCCAGCAUACUCUGAAGCAAGAGGGGAGCAAAUGCUUCACGGUAUCAAUUAUGCCUCAGCUGCUGCUGGCAUUCUUGAUGUUACUGGCAGAAAUUUUGUUGGACGCAUCCCGUUUAAUCAACAAGUCCGCAAUUUUGAGAGCACAUUAGACGCAAUAACAGCAAAUCUUGGGGCAGAUGAUGUUGGUAGGAGCAUUGCACAAUGCUUGUUCUUUGUAGGAAUGGGCAGUAAUGAUUACUUGAAUAAUUAUCUUAUGCCCAAUUACCCUACUCGUAAUCAAUAUAAUGCCCAGCAAUUUGCCAACCUCUUGGUUCAACAGUAUACCACACAACUUACUAGAUUGUAUAAUCUAGGAGGAAGGAAGUUUGCAAUAGCAGGAUUAGGGAAGAUGGGUUGCAUCCCAAGCAUAUUAGCACAAAGCCCAACUGGGAAUUGCUCAGAUGCUGUGAACAACCUCGUGCAACCUUUCAAUGCUAAUGUGAAAAAGAUGAUCAACAACCUCAACUCAAAACUCCCUGCUUCCAAGUUCAUUUAUAUAAACAUUGAUAACAUGUUCCGUGACAUCCUCGCUAGUCCUGCUGAUUACGGAUUUAGAGUAAUAGACCGUGGAUGCUGUGGUAUUGGGCGCAAUCAAGGGCAAAUAACAUGUCUUCCAUUCCAAACACCUUGCAUGAACAGGGAAGAGUACGUUUUCUGGGAUGCCUUCCAUCCAUCAUCACACGUGAACGUUUUAUUGGGGAAGAAGGCCUUCAAUGGUGGUCUCGACGUGGCUUACCCUAUGAAUAUUCAACAGCUUGCUGCUCUUGAUCUUCAAUCUAUCUAACCAAACUAGGUUCAUGGUUAUGUUAACAUAAUAUUAAUAUGUGUCAGUUUUUUCUGUGAUCUAUGUUGACUUCACUAUGAGUGUUGUUAAAGUGGUCUAAGGGAGAAGACUAAUUAAACUUUGAUUUUUGCUACUGAUUAUAUGUCAUAUGCACGAUAAAAUGUGGUGUUUGUGGCAUUUUACAUAGAUAUGUACCCAACUAUCUUCUCUUUAGGCAGUGUUGCUCUUGGUCUCCUUGAUUUCCAUAGUUUCUAUUUCUUCUAAA